Esox lucius (northern pike) is the source of this 3534-nucleotide messenger RNA. It is a transcript of the gene irak3, whose product is annotated as interleukin-1 receptor-associated kinase 3. Gene Ontology annotation, biological process: protein phosphorylation; signal transduction. The transcript is spliced from 13 exons. Bases 398 to 2329 code for a protein of 643 amino acids. Gene Ontology annotation, molecular function: protein binding; ATP binding; protein kinase activity. The record is from RefSeq and is a predicted model, not a curated record. Lineage: Eukaryota; Metazoa; Chordata; Actinopteri; Esociformes; Esocidae.
ACGGUAAGAUGUCGCCAUCCAGUGGACAAGUUUGUGUUAAACUCUUGACUUCGGUGACCUGCUUGUUUUUUACGUGGACUCCCCGAAAAGUAUGUAGUGUUUUAAUCUGGUGCUAAUGGGCCAUAAUAAAGUCAUAAAUCAAGUAGUUGGAAGUUGGAAGUAAAAAAUAAUAAGGCUAGACUCAACACGUAACCCCGUGUUAUGCAAUAUAUGGCCUACUCAAAGCGCUUUUCAUAACCCUAGAAAUUAUUCCAUUACGGUAUUUCCGCACUGUCACCGCUAUCUAUGCCUGGGGGAGCAGAACUAUGGGGUUUCCUGAAUCUCGUCACAUUCGACCGCAGUCAAGUAAACGCAGUCAACACACAUUGUUUAACAAAAGCGUAAGGUAUCAGAUGAGAUGGACUACUCUACGUUCCUGUACGACCUUUCCCCUGGUCUGAUGGAAACGUUUUGUGAUGUUAUUGACAGCGGAGUUGACAACCUUGGGUGGCGUGGGCUUGCUGCACGAAUUGCGACAAGUUGGACGGAGGUGCGACGCAGUGAGAGGAUUGAAGCAACCGGCAAGAGCCCUACACGCGAACUUCUCUGGGCUUGGGCGCAGCAGAAUAAAACGCUUGGGGAUCUUCUACAGGUUUUAGAAGAUAUGGGACAUUAUAGAGGAAUUCAGUUGCUAUUGGCUCAAGAAACUACAAAUUCCUUUCCUAACAGUGAACCCUCAAAGGUUGUGGAAAACCCAUCCCCACCAGAGUCCACCAUGCCAUCCCUGUCUAAUUAUGUGUCCCCUGACCCUGGACGGAACACAUCCAAUCAUCCAGUGUCAAGCAAAGGUCACAACCACAGGCUUCUGAUCACACAAUCAGAUGUCAUAGAAGGAACUAGAAAUUUCCACCAGGACAUGAAGAUUAUGGAGGGCAAAUUCUCUGUGAUCUACAGAGGUAUGAAAGGAAACCAGCCCUUCGCUGUCAAGCUUUUCAAGCAGGUACAGAAAGCUUCAUGGAAGAAGUUAUGGGACGUAUUCAGGAAAGAGAUGGAAAUCCAUCAUCUAAACCAGCAUCCUAACAUCUUGGAGUUGUUGGGUUGCCACUCUGACGGGCAUAUGUACUGGCUGGCAUACCCCUAUAUGCCCAAUGGGUCACUGUUCCACCGACUCCAUGAUCAGGACGUAGCGGCCAGUCUCUCCUGGCAGGAACGCCUGGACAUCGUCAAGGGGGUAGCUAGGGCGGUGCACCACCUCCACAUGGCUCAGCCCUGCGCUGUUAUCUGCGCUAACAUCACAAGUUCUAACAUAUUGCUGGAUGAGCGGCUGCAGCCAAAGUUGUCUGAUUUCGGAAUGGCCUGCCUCAGGCCCCACUCGGUCGGUCAGACUGGCACUGUCACCUUAGAUACGACCACCUGCGGGACUCUGGGAUACCUGCCCGAUGAAUACAUCAGAGACGGAAAGCUGUCUGUCAAGCUGGAUGUGUUCAGCUUAGGAAUGGUUAUAAUGGAAACUUUAACAGGACGGAAAGUUAGAGAGGAGACCCCUAAACACACUUUGCUGAGAGACGUCCUGAAGGGGGUAACCGAGGCAAGUGGCUCCGUGGACUCCUGCCUUCAGUUCCUGGACCCGAGGGCUGGUCCCUGCCCGCACUCCCUGUCCUCCACCCUGUUCCGCCUGGCUCUGGACUGUACCAGCACACGGCCUCGCGAGAGACCCAUCAUGGAGAAUGUGUUACAGGUGUUAAGUCAGCUCCUCCCCUUGCCCUGCCCCCCCGAGGAUCAGCCCCACACCCUGACCGAAUGGGUCCCCGGAAGCCCCGCCUCCGCCGCCCAGGCCGGACACGACGCCGGCCCCCGCCGAUGGCCCAGCAUGCCCGUGGAGAACGACGAGCUGCACAGUUACGCCAAAGUCAAUUGCCUGUCCGCUGCGGUGCAGACGCCGGACGCUGUGGGGGGGCCCUGCGAGUGUAGCCAGUCGGAGGUCACGUACCUGAGUAGCGGGCAGCGGAGCCAGCCCCUCUCGAAGGAAGAGGCGGGGGGAAGAGCGGGCCGAGGGGCCGAUGAAGCUGGCCAGAGCGUCCGGUCCACUGAAGUGGUGGAUCUGUACAGUAGCUGGCCAGUCCAGUGUAGCUGCUCUGCUGAUGGGAACGGAGUUGGCUGUGAGGACUGCCAGGCCAAUGGGUUCACUUCCUGUCCCAAGGAGCUGCCUCAAGGAGAUCUCAGCUUUUCUUCCCUGUGUAUAGUGGACAAUCCUUCCAAGGAGAGACUGAGGAACAAGAUAGAUCUGUACAAAAAAGGCUACAUUCGAACAGAGGAACUCCUCUCUAUCUCCUUGACAACCCAGGAGUGAAUUUAUUUUGACCAAAGUUGCAAUUAGGUACAAAUCUAGAAUGGCUGGAUUUUUAUAACAAGGGUUCUAUUCUACAAUAUAAAUAACUCAGAUUCAAACUAUUAGAGGUUGAAAUGCAAACACUGACCCCAAGAAAUGGGGUUUUCUGAAGUAAAUUGCUAUUAGUCACAGCCUGACCUCUAGGGUUGUUCCUCUAUUUGACUCAUUUUCUGCCCUGCGUGACAUGAGAUGGAUGUCAGCCCACGGAAACUGUUGCUGUACAAAAAAUUAUCAGUUUAGAUUCUAUCUUUGAAGUCUUAAUUUGUUGUCAUGUUAAGCUUUAAUGUAUAUAGAAAAAGAUAAAAGGGGUUGUAUUAAAGUGGACAGGGGCUGGAUUUAAACACAUGCUACAGCAAUGGCUUUGACUGUUAGACCCCUCCAGGCCAGCUCUUCCAGACUGUGUCAAUCUGGCUCUGGUGUUCUUUCCAGUAUAUUAUGCUAAAGCUAAUAUUUAUGAAUAUGAAUGUUAUGUGAUAGUUUCCAUUAAUUAAUAAUUAGUGGGAAGCUUUUAUGAAGCUCUGUUUUUGUAUUUGUUUUCUAUAAACAUGUGUUGUUUUUCAUUCAACUUUUUAGAAAAUAAUUUUAUGAUUUGUAAAUUGAAUUUAUCUACUAGUUAUAGUUGGACAUCAAUUCUAGUAAUCGUUUAGACUUUUUUUUUGGUGACAUUUUGUGGUUUUGUCAAAUUGUUGAACUUUUGACAUACUGAUGUAGAAAGUGCUUGGUUCUCAUCUCAAAUAUGUGGUUCAGACAAAAUCAACAUGGACAUUGGCCCUCCUUGCAUUAAUCAAUAUCUAUCCUUGAUCCAAUACCAAAUCAGCACUCAACACUAGACUGAAGAGUUCCACUCCGUGUUUUCAUUCCAACCCUCUAACCAGGGCCUUGUUUAGACCUGGGACACCAGGUGGGUGACAUUAAUGAUGAGGUAGAACAGAAAACCAUCAGGCUCCGGCCUUUGUAGGGUAAGAGUUGAGUACCACUGCCCCAAACCUUAAAUCCUACGGCAAUGUGGAGAGCAGAGAGCAUUUUACAGAAAUCUGGUAGUUGCUCUACAUUUCCUUCCUUGCAAGGUGUAAGACUCGCAAUACUAAAUGUCCACAAGUGCAAAGUACAAUAUAGGGUGCAGAAGUGAUUAGUUUAGUCACAAUUUAAUAAAACAUUAUUCACAA